Molecule: messenger RNA, 913 nt
Organism: Parasteatoda tepidariorum (common house spider)
Lineage: Eukaryota; Metazoa; Arthropoda; Arachnida; Araneae; Theridiidae
Source: RefSeq, a predicted model, not a curated record
GCGAAGAAGUUUUUUGAGUUUCACUUUCACAUGUCUCUGGACUGUCUACUUGAUGAAAAUUUGCGUUUACCACAUUACGUCAUUGUAUCGAUGCUUGAUUGUAGUUUCAAAAGUCGAAAGCUUUACAUUUUACCAAAAAUGAAGGGCUAAAAAUUUGUUUCGUCAUUUGUUCCCGCCCCUUCUAAAUCGGGAAUAAUAACGUGUUUAAAUAUUUUAGAUUAAGUCAAUCUAAUUAUAAAGUAAUGUGUCUUGUAUAAAAGACACAGAAAUUGAAUCAACUAAUAUGGCUCUCUGGAUAUUUAUGUUACUUUUUCUUGGAAUAUCUGAGGCAAGCUCUUUUGGAGAAAACACUGAUUGUUUUGAAGAAUGCUAUGCUAAUAUCUUAACUAAACAGUUACCGAAACUUCUAGCUCGAAAUGAAAAGACGUUUACCAAAGAAAUGAAAGAAGACUUCUACGCUUGCGCAGAGAGAGAAAUGAAACGCUGCGGUUGGUGGGAUUUCGGCUCUUCAAAGGAGACACAAAGCGUUUGUGAUUCCGUUGCUGGAUGUACUGAAGGAGAAGAUGAGACAGGAAAUAAAUACAGUUUCCUGCAUUGCCUGGAUGAGCACAGGCCUGAUUUAGUCGUAUGCUACGCCAACUAUAUACUCGAAUUUAUGGAAGCUGUAGUAAAAGGAGAAAAGAUUCAAGAGCCUGAGGAUGUCUAUAUGUGCAGUUUUGUGAAAUCGAUUAUGCCUUGUUUCAGAGAAGUAAGUAUCCAAAAAUGCGGAAAAGAUGGAACAGAAUUAUUCAAAAAGGAAUUUGGACGAAAUUUACCUAAACAUGUAAUGGAUUCCUGUCCUAUUUGAUAUAAAAUUAGCAUUUAUGGAAUUCUUAUUAAAUAUUUUUUUAAAUAAAACGAAACAAUGUUUGAA